Messenger RNA from Quercus robur (English oak), 1349 nucleotides. Its product is annotated as chitinase-like protein 2. Gene Ontology annotation, biological process: carbohydrate metabolic process; cell wall macromolecule catabolic process; chitin catabolic process. The transcript has 3 exons. NCBI's taxonomy places the organism in Eukaryota, Viridiplantae, Streptophyta, Magnoliopsida, Fagales, Fagaceae. The record is from RefSeq and is a predicted model, not a curated record. The coding region runs from base 71 to 1021 and encodes 316 amino acids. Gene Ontology annotation, molecular function: chitinase activity.
AUAUCUCUCCCCUCUCCUUCAAUGUGCAGCACAACAACAAAGCAUUCUCUAAGCAAUUGGUAUAGUCAAAAUGGAGGCCAAAUGGUGUAUGCUCUUGACAAUUGCAUUGAUGUUAUUGCUUGUCAAUGGUGAUGAUGAGGUUUCUGUAAAGCCAGUGGUGAAGAUAGUGAAGGGCAAGAAGGUGUGUCAAAAGGGGUGGGAGUGUAAAAGGUUCUCCAAGUUUUGCUGUAAUGAGACUAUUUCUGACUACUUCCAGGCCUACCAGUUUGAGAACCUCUUUGCCAAGCGCAACACUCCUGUGGCACAUGCAGUUGGAUUCUGGGACUACCAUUCUUUUAUCACUGCUGCUGCUGAGCACCAGCCUGAUGGCUUUGGUACCACCGGUGGGAAGAAGAUGGCAAUGAAAGAAGUUGCUGCUUUUCUAGGCCAUGUUGGCAGCAAAACUUCCUGUGGAUAUGGAGUUGCCACUGGGGGACCUUUGGCCUGGGGUUUAUGCUACAACAAGGAACUGAGCCCUGACUCUCUUUACUGUGAUGAAUACUACAAGCUCACUUAUCCGUGCGCUCCUGGAGCUGCAUAUUAUGGCCGUGGUGCCUUGCCUUUGUAUUGGAACUACAACUAUGCAAAAGCCGGGGAAGCCCUGAAGGUGGACUUGUUGAACCAUCCAGAAUACAUAGAACAAAAUGCUACCCUAGCUUUCCAAGCUGCAGUUUGGAGGUGGAUGACUCCAGUCAAGAAAAACCAGCCUUCAGCACAUGAUGCCUUUGUUGGCAAUUGGAAACCAACCAAGAAUGACACAUUGGCCAAAAGGGUUCCUGGUUUUGGCACCACCAUGAAUAUACUCUAUGGGGAUAGUGUUUGUGGUCAGGGUGAUAGUGAUUCCAUGAACAACAUAGUCUCCCAUUACCAAUACUACCUUGAUCUUAUGGGUGUUGGCCGAGAAGAGGCAGGGCCUCAUGAAGUCCUCACUUGUUCUGAGCAGCUUGCUUUCAACCCCUCAUCUUCCUCCUCAACUUCUUGAGCUUUGAACUAAUUAAUCAUGUUUGAAGGUAAAGAAUUAAUAAGGGAUGGAAACUAUAACGUUUUGAGAACAAGUACAAUUGCCGAAGGAAGGGUUAAAUCAUGAAAACCCAAUUGAACAUACAGAAUCUAUUCAUUUUUUUGUCUUUGUGUGAAGAUGAUCUGUCCUAGACAACUGAAGUCUAUAUCGAUACGUGUCUUUGUGUAAAUUUGAGGUUUCUUUUGUCUUCAAAUAUAAGUUGUUUUGUAACUAUGGAAUGUGGAUGGUAAGAACCAUUUUGUGGUUAUAUUUGGUGUCAUUUAUGAAAUUUUAGAAUAUUUUACUUGUA